Messenger RNA from Hippocampus zosterae (dwarf seahorse), 2859 nucleotides. Its product is annotated as serine/threonine-protein phosphatase 2A 55 kDa regulatory subunit B alpha isoform-like. Gene Ontology annotation, cellular component: cytosol; protein phosphatase type 2A complex. Gene Ontology annotation, molecular function: protein binding; protein phosphatase regulator activity. Gene Ontology annotation, biological process: peptidyl-serine dephosphorylation. The record is from RefSeq and is a predicted model, not a curated record. Lineage: Eukaryota; Metazoa; Chordata; Actinopteri; Syngnathiformes; Syngnathidae.
CCUCGCCGCUUUCCCGGCAUGGACUGGCACUAUUUCUCAACGCCACCCGCGUUGGCCAUUUUGAAAGUGUGAUGCGGGGAAAGGCGGGGACGAGGGAAUUCUUAAAAGUAGAGUGCAAAGUCUUAACCUCUGUGCCUAACAAUACUGUACGUUGUUAGCAUUCCUUAUCAGAUGAUAUUUUCCCCUUUUGUAACAGUUGAGCCAAGAUUGUGUAUGCUUGUCUUAAAAACAUUGGCAACGCUCGACGCUUCAUUCCUCCACAUCUCAUCGGCAGUCAGAAGCAGCAGGGUCAGCAACAACAGUGCUCACAGUCCAGGGCCUGAGACCGCUUCAAUGACCCCCCUGCCCCUUUCCCUAGACCACCAUCAUGGCAGGGGUCGGUGAUGAGAGCGACCAGAUGCAAUGGUGCUUUUCCGAAGUCAAAGGAGCAAUAGAUGACGAUAUCGCGGACGCUGAAGUCAUAUCCAGCGUUGAGUUCAACCACUCUGGGGAGUUGCUUGCCACUGGUGAUGAAGGAGGCCGUGGUGUCAUCUUUCAACAGGACCCAGAGAGUAACAAUCACCCUCAGUGCCGUGGAGAAUACAAUGUUUACAGCUUUUCUGAGCACGAACCUGAGUUUGACUACCUGAAGAGCCAUGAGAUUCAGGCGAAGAUCAACAAGAUGCAAUGGCUGCCCCAGAAGAACGCUGCUCACUUCCUUUUAUCCACAAAUGAUAAAAUCAUAAAGCUGUGGAAAAUUUGUGAGCGAGACAAGCGUCCGGAAGGUUACAAUUUGAAAGAAGAUGACGGUAGAUACAGAGAUCCAAAUACAGUCACAACACUACGGGUACCCAUAUUCAGGCCUAUGGACCUGAUAGUGGAGGCCAGCCCCCGUCGAGUCUUUGCAAACGCUCACACCUACCACAUCAACUCCAUCUCAGUCAACAGUGAUUGUGAAACGUACCUGUCCUCAGAUGAUCUUCGCAUCAAUCUGUGGCACUUGGAGAUCACUGAUCGCAGUUUUAGUAUCCUUUCUCUUUUAGCUCCUCACAGAUAUCCUCGGUAAAGGAAACUUGUUUAUCUUUUCCAGGCUGGUAAUUGAGCACAUCCUUUCCACUGUGGGAAAGCAUGGUUGUUAGAGAGACUGUAAAGGGCAGAUGUAGUCUAGCAUUGCUCUGUUAAUGUCUGUCUUUGGGUUGCAAGAUAUAUUGCAGAAUGUAUGCAUUCUGCUUCUGAGAGGCAAAGAACAAAGCACAGACUGCAAUUUAGUCCUCACGAGUGGGUUGCUGAACAAAAAUCCAUGUUCUCAGUCAAAUCAAUAAUGCAAUUGUAAUGUGAAAAAAAAUACACUCUCUCAACUGGUUGUCUCGAUUAACCUAUAUGUGAUUAUAUUUUGUAAAUACAUUGCUUUCAUAAAGGGCUAUAUACGGUAAGAGGGUCUGACUGAUAACACAUGGUCGAAUUUGGACAGACACAGGAAUAGUAUUCACACACAGGCAGGUAAUGGAAAGGAAUCAUGCCGAAGUAAGAUAUACUUUAUACCUCUAAAUCAUAAUCCUUUCGUAAAAGCCCUGCUCAGUCCUUGGCAGUGAGAAUGGACCACCAAUAACAGGCUUGGAGGCUGGUAUCCUGGACGUAAGGUAGCCCCAAGUGUUUUGUGAUGUCAAGGUUUGAUGCUGCUGCCAACUUCCACAAAUCUGUUUUGUUGCAGAUGACUUUACCCCUUGAAUUAAGUUUCAUUUUUUAUAAUGUUUUAUACCGUACCUCUAAAGAGAAUAUAGUCACUAUAGCUGAUUUAUUUUUGUAUAAAUUAAGGCAAUAGUUAGAGUGCCAUCACUGACAUUUAAAAUUUAGCCGUCUGUCUGAUGGCUGGUUUGAUUGUAUAGAUGGAAGGCCGCAUGACAGAGUGCAGUCAUCUGGGCAGAUAAUUGUUUGAAAGUUCUGUGAUUUUGAGGAGGAGCAUACUCCUUCCAAUGUGAAGAAAACAUUUUUGGUGGUUAGCUGGCUGUGACUUGUUUUUCAAAAAUCAUUCUUCCAUCGGCGAAUGCAUAGGCAGUACUGUAUCUGGCCCUAAAGGGGUAAUGGCCUUUUUUUCUCCCCAAUUUACUCUUUUGAAUGCCAGUCAAGUGACUUUUGCCUUCAUUUCUUGAAAUGGUAUCUGUUCUGUAUGCUUUUUUUAAUGUACCUGUAUUAUUAUUUAAGGGGGGAGUUUGUGAAGCACUUGGUUUGUAGAUGUUGGUUUUAUAUGAACGAAGAAAUUACCUAAAACCUUAAAAGCCUGUAUCUCCUUUGCUAUGCCUCUGUCACAAGUUGCCAGUCCUUUGGAACAAACGGGUUGAGGUUUGGGGUUUUUUUUCUGUCAGUAACUAUUUUCUUAUAAACUCAUCUCUUGAACCUACAAGCAAUUUUUGCAAUGAUUUUGAUGCCAACAAAAUGAAGUGAUGUCACUUCCUCAGUGCUAUGCAUAAUAUUAAUCAGUAAUGGGGCAUUUUCAAAACAAUUCUUGGCCUUUUUAGGAUUUGUGGGUUCUCUUGGUAACCUUUGGAUACCAUAAAUUUGAUGAGCUCAUCAAAGGCUUGUACUGUACUUGAAUUCCAGGUCUGGCCAUCACCCUUGUCCAAAAACAUCAACUGCCAGAUAUCAAAUAGAAUUCUGUUCAAAGCUACUGCACUAGAUAUUUUGAAAAACAUAAAAUCACCCCCAUGUUCCCAAUUGGUGUUUCCGAAAAGCAUUAAGACUUGAGAUACCGGUAACCUGACAGAUGAAUUUCAUCUAACAUGCCAGACAUAGGACACUAAGGGGAAUUUACCACUGCUCAUUGUUCAAAACAUUGUACCUUCAAGAAAACGGUUUGUCAGUCCUAAAUAAAAUAAAAUAAAA